This is a messenger RNA of Dimorphilus gyrociliatus, 1642 nucleotides long. The record is from the annotation of a GenBank genome assembly. Lineage: Eukaryota; Metazoa; Annelida; Polychaeta; Dinophilidae.
AGUACAUUUUUAACUCUCUGUUGGAAGCUUGAGGUUUUAAAUUGCAGCUUUCUAAUAUUUUAUUGCUGUUGACUUGUUGGCCAAAAGUAUGUAAAUUUAGAUUGAAACUAUUAAUAAUGUAUCACUUAUGCCUUUAAAAUUUGACAGGAUAGAAAUGGAUACUCUUCGACUUGAUAGUCUACCAGCUCAACAAGCUGUACCGCAAUCUAGAUUAGCAAAACGUAAUUCAAAUAAUAAAACACCGUCAAAGAAUCCUAAAACUCCUGGAAAAUCGAAUACACCUGGAAAACCUAAAACUCCUAAAACCCCGGGUGGAGACCGUUUCAUACCUAAUAGAAGCACUACCAACUUCCAGCUUUCAAGCUUUCUUCUUCAGGAAAGAAGUCUAUCAAACGAGGGACUUAGUCCUAUGAAGCAAGAAAAUCAAAAAAUUAUUAAUGACCAUUUUAACAUUGACCCUAAUACCAAAAUCCUAUCUUUUAGAGAUAGGGCGCCCCAGCCGAUUGAAUGUUUGUAUAAUUCAUAUAGGUUCCACUUGAAAGUUGUUAUCAAUUUACUUUCACCACUUUUAGCAAUCGAUAAAUCCUUACAAGGUGCAACAAUCGGAUCAAGCAGUGUUAAAUCAUCAACCAAGCGUCACAUCCCUAGCAACUCAGAACGUAUUUUAGACGCUCCAGAAAUUCGAAACGACUAUUAUCUAAAUAUUUUGGAUUGGUCAUGCUCAAAUCUUAUGGCAGUUAGUUUAAACAGUCAUGUUUAUGUAUGGAACGCAACAACUGGUGGAAUAGAGCGUUUAAUGAGUUUAGACGAAGGAGAUUUCGUGGGUUCUGUUAGUUGGAUGGAGGAAGCAGAUUAUUUAGCUGUUGGUACAAGUGAUGGAAUUGUACAACUUUGGGAUGCAAAUACUAGUCGACUAAUCAGAAAAAUGGAAGGUCAUAAUUCAAGAAUUCCAAGUUUGUCAUGGAACAAAUAUAUUAUUUCUAGCGGCAGUCGUGGUGGACAAAUCAAUCAUUACGAUGUCAGGUCUAGAAACCAUCAAGUAUGCAGUACAAACGCUCAUACUCAAGAGGUUUGCGGUUUAAAAUGGUCCUGCAACAAACAAUAUUUGGCAUCUGGCGGUAAUGAUAAUAAUCUACUAAUAUGGGAGGCUCAAGGAGGGCAAUGUUUCACUCAAAAUGCACCACUUCAGACUCUUUCACUCCAUCAGGCUGCUGUAAAAGCUUUAGCUUGGUGCCCUUGGCGUGAGCAUGUUUUGGCAUCAGGAGGUGGUACUGCCGACAAGACCAUCCGUUUGUGGAACGUGACAACUGGUGAUUGUUUACAUUCGACCGAUACGAACUCUCAAGUGUGUGGACUACUCUGGUCUAGCCAAUACCGUGAAAUUAUAAGUGGUCACGGAUACGCUAAGAAUCAUCUGUCGAUUUGGAAAUAUCCAUCGAUGAGUCCUCUUGUUGAAUUAUUGGGUCAUUCGCAAAGGAUUUUAGCUCUUGCAAUGAGUCCGGAUGGGCAGACUGUGGUUUCUGCUGGUGCAGAUGAAACGUUGAGAUUAUGGAAAUGCUUCGCAGUUGAUCCCAAGAAAGCUCGAAAGAACGAACCGCAGUUAUCUUCGAAAGUUAUGAUGGAUUUUACUAAAAUACGUUAA